Molecule: messenger RNA, 631 nt
Organism: Photinus pyralis (common eastern firefly)
Lineage: Eukaryota; Metazoa; Arthropoda; Insecta; Coleoptera; Lampyridae
Product: pro-resilin-like
Exons: 4
Coding region: 77-631 (184 amino acids)
Source: RefSeq, a predicted model, not a curated record
GGGUAUAAAUAUAUCUGAAUGUCUGAUGGCUAAUUCACUAUCGUUUUAGUUAUCAUUUGGGUGUUCACAUCUUCAAAUGGAUAAUUCGAGUGUAUUAAUUCUCGUUUGUCUCACGGCUGUUUGUCUCGGCAACAUCAUAAAAAGGGAAGCUCCUGCAUCCAGCGGAGGUGGAUAUUCUCCACCAGCAACAAGCUACGGGGUCCCAAACUUGCCUUCUUCCCAAUAUGGCGCACCGUCUAGCGGCGGCGGACGUGGAAAUGGCGGAGGUGGAGGUGGCGGUGCGCCACCCUCUCAGUCUUACGGAGCUCCAAGUCAACCGCCGUCGGAUAGCUACGGCGCACCUCCAUCGCAAAACGCACCCUCGAGUAAUUACGGUCCACCAUCGUCCUCAUACGAUGCACCCAUGGGACCACCUGUCCCAAGCUACGACGUCCCAUCGCAGCCACCAUCUUCCUACGGUCCCCCGCCUUCCGGAGGUAGUGGAUGCUCAAGUGGGAAAAAGAAGCAGAAAUGCAAAAAGAUGAAGUCAAAAGGACAGAAAAUGAAAGGACAAAAAAUGAAAGGACAGAAAGCAAAAGGACAAAAGAAAGGAAAGGGACAACAAACAAACCAAGCGUACGGAACAAAAUAA